UCUGGCCGUUUUUUAUGUCAUCCCUCGCCUUUCCUGUCCCUCUGCCAGAUGUGUUCUCAUCAUCCAAUGGCCUCCUCAUUGACUGUUUCUUUUUUCCCAAUCGAAUGAGCCAAACUCAUUGAUUGACUUCCCCCCAGUCGCAAGUCACCGGAGCGCGAGGAAAAGACUGCUUUCUCCCCGUCCGACCGCCUCGCCAGCCAUAAUCCAUCCCCACGCCUCACGAAAUCCUUCAUUCUCUUUCUUCUUUCCCCUACCCCUUGGUCUGGUGUCUUCUCUUGUCUCUCUGUGAUCUCUUCCCCGUCUGAACGGGUGUGAUUUUUCACCCUCUUCGAUCGGUUUACAUAUGAGAGUCCUCAGGUCUCGAGUCCCCUGUUCUCUCUGCCACCCCCAUCCCCAAGUAGAUUAGGACGGCGGACUGCGAUCCGACUACGACUGAACCUCAUUCUGCUCCCCUCCCACCAUCUCUUUCUGCUUCAUCUCUUCCUUACUCUAUCCCCGGCGGUCGGCCUCGGUGGUUCAUCAUGUCGACCCCCUCCACCGCGACUGCGACUCACCCUACGCAUCAUCACCCUCAUCAGCAACCGUACCCAUACGUCCACCCUCCCUAUCAACCCAAUACAUCCUAUCCGACCACGUCCGCUGCAGGAGCCGCUCGCCUGCCGACCUCCUAUCCCUACGCCGUCAAUCCCUCCACGGCCACCCUCCCCUUCGCUCAAUCCCCAAAGAUCCUGCCGACUGUCCCGACGCCGCCGACCACAAUGCCUCCCUCCCACAACGGGGUUGCCGCCGGCACCCCGACACAGAACGGGCGAAGGAAAAAUCCGGACUGGAACGAAUUCUACAAGAACGGUAUCCCCAAGGAGGUCAUCGUCAUCGAUGACACCCCUCCCCCGGAACAGUCCAAGGCGCCCUCGACUCGCAGUUUUGCGACAACCUCCACCGUGACGGCUCCCACCGCCGCCAUGCCCCAGCCGGCGGGUAAGAGACGCCGCACCGGCAUCGAGACCACCUACGACCUGGGCUACUACGAUCGUCCCUCCUACUCGAUCAACCCGCAGCACUACGGCGAGGAAUCCUCCGCCGCCUCCAUAUCCACCGAUCGAACCACAUCCUUACAUACUACUGCACCCACGUCGCUGUCCCAGGGGAGUUCGGGGGCGAGCAACGGAGUGUUCUUCGAAGAUGCCAAUAUUGGCCAGAAACGCAAGCGUGUCGCCACGCGAAAGGCCGUCCGGGAUGAGCAAAAGCGGCGGGAACUGGAGCACGUGGGCGAUGCGUUUUUGAGCUACGUGCCUCCUCCGAAGCCUCCCAUCAAGGCUAAGGAUGUUCCUGUUCCGGUUGUCCGUGACUACGUCAAUAGAAAUGAAAAGGUUGAUGAUAACGAUGGUCACUACAUUGUGACAGCCGAAUCCCCAUUGACCGACCGAUACUCCAUCAUCAAACUCCUCGGACAAGGAACAUUUGGAAAGGUAGUCGAGGCAUAUGAUAAGCACCGCAAAUCUCGGUGCGCAGUGAAGAUCAUCCGGUCGAUUCAAAAAUACCGGGAUGCAUCGCGGAUCGAACUGCGAGUGCUGUCCACGCUCUCGUCGAAUGAUAAGCAAAAUCGCAAUAAAUGCAUCCACCUGCGGGAUUGCUUCGAUUACCGAAACCACAUUUGCAUUGUCACCGAUCUGCUCGGACAAAGCGUGUUUGAUUUCCUGAAAGGCAACGGCUUUGUUCCGUUCCCCAGCAGCCAGAUCCAGAACUUUGCUCGACAGCUCUUCACGAGUGUAGCCUUUCUCCAUGACCUUAACCUCAUCCAUACCGACCUCAAGCCCGAGAACAUCCUUCUGGUUAGCAACUCCUACCAGACUUUCACCUACAACCGAACCAUCCCGUCUUCCUCCCACGCCAUUACUCGCACUGCACGGCAACGACGUGUCUUGCUGGAUAGCGAGAUCCGUCUGAUCGAUUUUGGCUCCGCCACUUUCGACGAUGAGUAUCACUCGUCGGUCGUGUCUACUCGGCACUAUCGGGCCCCGGAGAUUAUCCUGAAUCUGGGCUGGAGUUUCCCCUGCGACAUCUGGAGCAUCGGGUGCAUCCUGGUGGAAUUCUUCACCGGGGACGCGUUGUUCCAGACGCAUGAUAACCUCGAACAUCUAGCGAUGAUGGAGGCGGUGAUCGGCGAGCGAAUUGACACUCGCCUGGUGCGGCAAGUGAUGCAAGGUGGACGGAGUGGGAGUCAAAACCAGUCGGCCAAAUACUUCAACCGAAACCGACUCGAUUAUCCGAACGGAGAGACUACCCGAGCGUCGCGCAAGUACGUACGCGCCAUGAAACAACUCACGGAAUUCAUCCCCACCAAUAACCAAUUUCACCGACAAUUCCUCGACCUCCUGCAACGCAUCUUCGUCUACGACCCCAAGAACCGCAUCACCGCCAAGGAGGCUCUGAAGCACGCGUGGUUCAAAGAGUCUUUGGUGGAUGAUGGCACGGAAGCGUUGCGGAUUGGGGAACAGCUGCAGAGGAACCAACGCCAGUAGACGUGCAUCCAGUCAAUCUGGCCCCGGUUCCCUGCGAUUGUUGUAUGGCUAGGCGGUUCCACUGCCACCACCUUACUUUAAUACAGCUACAGUUACGAUAGAUGGUUUCUUUUGGUUAAUGUGCAUCCAAGGCAAGCCAUGAGGUUUGCAAAGAUGAGGGUGCCGGCAUAUCCUGGGCUAUGGAGUUGAGUGUGCUCAUUCGGAGGAAAGGUGUAUGGGGUUAUUUUCUUUUUCUUUUUUUUUUUUUUUUGCUUCUUGACUACUUUUAUUCGCGCUUGAUUUGGGAUGCCAUCCCCAACCGGAUACCAUCCCAAACCUGGCACUAAGAUACCGACGAACCAAAGGAUAAGGAUAGGGAUAGGGACAGGGACAUUUAUUAAGGAGGGCAUAUUGUUUGAUUGAUUUUCAUUCCGACACGUGGUUUAUCUUACGAGAUUGCCUGGAUCUAUGGUUAGGCUUGUUUUAUUUUUUAUAUCUUUUCGUCCCACAUUCUUUCUUUUUUCCUUUCUUUCUUUUUUCCUUUCUUUCCUUCUUUCUUUCUUUCUUUCUUUUUUGUUUAUGAUGUGCUUUAUAUCAC
This is a messenger RNA of Aspergillus candidus, 3099 nucleotides long. Its product is annotated as putative protein kinase (Lkh1). The record is from RefSeq and is a predicted model, not a curated record. Lineage: Eukaryota; Fungi; Ascomycota; Eurotiomycetes; Eurotiales; Aspergillaceae. Gene Ontology annotation, cellular component: nucleus. Gene Ontology annotation, molecular function: ATP binding; protein kinase activity. Bases 522 to 2522 code for a protein of 666 amino acids. Gene Ontology annotation, biological process: protein phosphorylation. The transcript is spliced from 6 exons.